AUGGCUUUGUCGGCAGAAGCUUUCAAAAAACGGUUCAGACUAAACAAAAGCGGGUUCGAGUAUGUGCUUUCACGUCUGCAAUUUAAAGGACAUUUGUCAACAUCGGUCCCACCAGUGCUACAAUUAGCGGCAACUUUAUCGCUUUUGGCCAGUGGAGGUUUCCAAAAUGCAGUUGGCAGCGAUUACUUGAUUGGAUUAGGCCAAAGCUCAGUUUGCAAAAUAGUGUGGAAUGUGGUCAAUGAAUUGGAAACAAAGCUGUGCCCCCAUUUUAUAAAAUUUUCCCCUGAACGCUUUUCUCAGUGCGCGGAAUCAUUUGUACAAAAAUACAAAAUUCCUGGAAUUAUUGGAUGCAUUGACGGAACACAUUUUGGGCUACAAAAACCAACUCACAACGAGCACAUGUUUUUCAACCGUAAAGGAUAUCACAGCAUCAAUUCUAUGAUAAUUUGUGACCAUGAAUACAGGAUAUUGGCCAUUGAUUCAAAAUAUGGUGGAGCCGCUGAUGACUCUUUUGUGUGGAAGCAUUCAGCACAAAGGCAAUUUUUGGAAGAGCAAUAUAAUCUUAACAAUUUGAAGAACGUUUGGCUUUUAGGAGAUUCGGGAUAUCCUUUAGAGCCAUGGUGUUUAACGCCUUACAGAAAUCCUGAAGAAGAUUCAAAUCGAGCGCGAUUCAAUGAGGUUCAUGCAAAAUCUAGGUGUAUUGUUGAAAGAACAAUAGGAAUUUUUAAAGGUCGCUGGAAAAUCCUCAGCAAUGACAAGAGAAGUCGUUAUAGGCCAGAAAAAAUAGCGAAGUCCGGCAAUGUGUGUGCAGCGUUGCAUAACGUAUGCAUACAAUUUAAAGAUCCGUCAUAUUGCAGAUAUAACGUAUGCGAAAAUAUUGAAACAGAAGUGGAUAUUGGAAACGAAACUCAUUUAACGAAAAUCUACCAAAAAAUAAGAGAUCAAAUAAUGCUCUCGUUAUCGAAUACUAUUUAGUUAUAACACUAUACACAAGAAUUCAUUCACCACUUUAUUUAUUUCUAAAGAAAGGAAAA
Molecule: messenger RNA, 1034 nt
Organism: Rhagoletis zephyria (snowberry fruit fly)
Lineage: Eukaryota; Metazoa; Arthropoda; Insecta; Diptera; Tephritidae
Product: putative nuclease HARBI1
Source: RefSeq, a predicted model, not a curated record